CACUCAUUUUCGUCUCUUUUCAUCUAUCACCUUCUCAAGUAGUUGAAGAGACAGGAUCAUCUAACUUGGUAGGGGGUUUGCUGGUACUUGUUGUUUGUAGGAGGAAAAGUCGGUGUUUUAUUUUAUCAUUUCAAACGCGUUUUCAUCUCUUGCUGUUUUCCAACAAACACGUUUUGAUUAUUUUUUGUUUGGGGGUUUUGUGAUUAACUUGGCUUCUGGGGUUGGUGGUGGUGGUAGCAGCUAAGCAACACUCAAUCUUAGUCUUUCUGGGGUAUUUUGUUUUCAUACUUGGGAGUUGUUCUGUUCUGGCUCUGAUAUCUUGAGAUUUACAUUUCGGUAUGAGGAGAAGCUAGGCUCUUGGUUCACUCCAAAUUUCUGGCCAUAUAUUUCGAAGAUGGAAUCUGUUAAGCCGUCAGCAGUGACACCAAGCAAGAGUAAAUUGGCUCGCACAUUUGCCAAGGUUCUUCAUGUUAGAGCAGUCACUGGAAUUGCAAAAGUAGAUGGACUGAAGAAUGUUAAACUUGAUGCAAAUCUCAACGUUGAAGGAAAUAUGGAUAAGAGUACAAUAAACAAAGAAGAUGAAGAGCUUCAGAAAAGAGUGGUCAUAGAAGCGCUGCUGGCGAAAGUUUUUGCAAGCAUUUCAACUGUAAAAGCUUCAUAUGCUCAGCUUCAGUACGCCCAGUCUCCUUAUGACCCUGAUGGAAUUCAAGCUGCAGAUAAGUUCAUAGUCUCGGAGUUGAAGACCUUGUCUGAGCUUAAGCAAUGUUACUUUAAAGAACAAUUUGAUCCUUCACCAGAUAGAGCGAUUCUUGAAGCCGAAGCAAAAGAGCUGGAGAGUGUCAUCAAAACUUAUGGGAUCAUGGGGAAGAAGUUGGAAUCGCAGGCGCGGCUGAGGGAGUCUGAGAUUAUGUAUCUUAGGGAGAAGUUGGAGGAAGCUAAUAAGCAGAACAAGUCAAUUGAGAAGAAGUUAAAUCAAAGUGGGUCAUUAUCUGUGCUUGAUAAUCUCCAUGUUUCAGGUGUAAGUCCUAGCCAUUUUGUUACUCUUCUUCGCCACGCAGUUAGAUCCAUUAGAAGUUUUGUGAAGUUGUUAGUGAAUGAGAUGAGAUCUGCUGGUUGGGAUAUUGAUGCUGCGGUCAAUGCUAUUGAGAAGAAUGUGGUUUACUGGGAAGAAGAUCACAAGUGUUUUGCAGUUGAGUCCUUUGUUUGCAGGGAGAUGUUUGAUUCUUUCAACUCUCCCAAUUUCUCUCUUCCUAACGAGUCUCUGCCGGAUGGAAGCAAGCGACAAUUGUUCUUCGGGAGGUUCAGCGAGCUGAAAUCCGUGAAAGCAAAGGAGUUUCUCGCCAUGCAGCCGAGAUCAACAUUCGCGAAAUUCUGCAGGAUCAAGUACUUGAGACUAGUUCAUCCCAAGAUGGAGGCCUCGUUUUUCGGUAACCUGAGCCAGAGGAACCUGGUAAAUGCUGGGGAAUUUCCUGAUACAAGCUUCUUCACAUCGUUUGCUGAGAUGGCAAAGCGAGUGUGGCUCCUGCAUUGCUUGGCUUUCUCCUUUGAGCCUCAAGCAUGUGUGUUUCAAGUGGGGAAGGGUUGCAGAUUCUCUGAUGUGUACAUGGAGAGUGUGAAUGAUGAAAUGCCAGUGGAAUCUGAGCCACAUGUUGCUUUCACUGUGGUUCCAGGGUUUAGGAUUGGUAAAACAUUUUUACAGUGCCAAGUUUACCUAUCACAGCAGCACCAAGAAAAGGUAAAAAAAUUCACUUCUGCAAAGCAAAGGUAGGUGGUAGCAGCAACUAGUCUUUGAUCAGGCACUGACCCCACAACACUGCUAAGCCAAUGUUUUUUAGUUGAACUUUUAGAUGUGCUGUGCUAUAGCUGUGAUGUGGGGACUGGCCUCUGGCAUGAUUCAAUGGGGGAAUCUUUGUGCAUUUGUAUUUUGGCCAUUUUGAAAAGAAAAGCGCGUUGCAUUGGGAACUGCCCUUUUCUUCAGAAUGUUUUUAUUUUAUCCAGUUUAAUCAAAGACAUGCCCCCUCAAGUUUUGUUGAUAUUAGGCCAGUGACAGGGAUUGUCUUGUUAUGACUCAUGCAUGUGUUUACCUGAUAUUGUGUUAUUGUACAUAAUAAUGUAGGUGGUAGUUCUGUUUUAACUUUUAA
This is a messenger RNA of Lotus japonicus, 2141 nucleotides long. Its product is annotated as protein GRAVITROPIC IN THE LIGHT 1. Gene Ontology annotation, biological process: response to red or far red light; negative gravitropism. Bases 395 to 1768 code for a protein of 457 amino acids. Lineage: Eukaryota; Viridiplantae; Streptophyta; Magnoliopsida; Fabales; Fabaceae. The transcript has 3 exons. The record is from RefSeq and is a predicted model, not a curated record.